AUGACAAGAUUGCGAAAAUUUCAAAAAAAUACUGUGCAAAAUGAAACGGAAGCUACGAGGGGUAGGAAAGAUGGCGGUGGACAAGGUCGUGGACGUGGUCGUGGUCGUGGUCGUGGUCGUGGAAGUAAAAAUCAGUCUAUUGAAUCUUCCAAUGCAGGUGAUCGUGUUCGAAGUAACAAAAAACGAGCAAUUGAACGUCGUAGUGAAGCACACGAAGCACAAUCAUCGAAAUCAAGUCUUAAUGUUAUUACUAUUUCUGAAGAUGAACCAGAAUCAGCGCUCUAUGAUGAUGCACCCGAUGAUUUUAGUGUUUCAGAACAACCGCAACUCAAGGACAAGCCUUUUAAAUUAGAUUGUAGCGCAAUCAUUGAUAACUCCACAAAGAUUUAUGAAGACAGUCGUGAAAUAGAAUCAAGUCGAUCGAUAAAUAAAAAACGGGUUUUACCUACAAGUUCUAAAAAUAAACGCCAACGAUGUCAGAACAACAUCACCGAUUUACUUGAAGUCUCAGAAAGUGACGGUGAUGGUGAUAAUAUAGAAGAUAGCGGUGAAUCUUCCAAAAGCAAACCCGAAGCUUUAAAGGGGAUGAAAAAUGUUUUCGAAGUUUGUCAGUGGUUAAUAACGGAAAGACCGGAUAUAUUGGUAAUGGCGAAUCAGAUGUUAAAUGCCAUGAAUACAACGUUAGAUUCACCUCUUGUAAAUAAUAUGCCCACCUUUCCGAUGGCAAAGCCGACUGCAGUUAUACCAACAGACGAAGAAAAGUCACUUGCUCGACUUUGGCACGAGAAGAUUAAAUGUCUUUUUCUCAGAUGCAGAGCACCUACAGAUGAAGCUAUUGAAAGCCUUGUAAAAACAAUAUUUAAUUAUGAUCUCUAUAGUAAUAAUGCUGAAGAGGUCAUUUGCCAUUCUAAACGGGUUCUAACAGAUUUCCGCAGCAAGUUCAAUAAAAAAAUCGGUACAAAAGUACGUGAAUUCAAAGACAUACGAAUAAGGGAAGGACAAACAACUAUGCCAGUAAGAUCAGAAAUUGAGGAAUUCAUGACCUCCGAAGUUGUUGAGCAGAUACUACACAGAUAUCUAAAGGGCACCAACAAGGCUAAGCUUAAAAAAUAUGAUACUAUGGACCGACUUGUUUUAUUCGUUAGAGAGGCAUUUAGAGUACAUUAUACUAAAUACGAUGUCAAAGCUAUUAAGGAACUUGAUAAUAUUACAAUGGAUUGUAAAGUACCAAGUAGAUCUGGUAAAAAUAUUGCUUUAAAGCUUUCAUUAGAAUAG
Rhizophagus irregularis DAOM 181602=DAOM 197198 is the source of this 1275-nucleotide messenger RNA. The record is from RefSeq and is a predicted model, not a curated record. NCBI's taxonomy places the organism in Eukaryota, Fungi, Glomeromycota, Glomeromycetes, Glomerales, Glomeraceae.